AGAUUGUGGUUCUUUAUGGCAUAACGGUGGUAGUUGAAGAAAGGAGGUGAGGGCGAGGGGGUGCGGCGAGUGACUCGUGGGUGAUGUAAACAUGGCUUUUCUCGGCACCCUGCCCCGGCACUGGCGGAGCAUAGCCCAUGUGUCUAGACAGAGGAACUACAGUUUAGCCAGGCACGUUACUGUUAGUCGUCAUGUCCAUGCGGUCCAAUUGCAUGAACGGCCCAAGGUUGCUGCUACAGUGCUUUGUGUCAGGAGAGACCAGAUCCUCGCCCGCCCCAGCCUGGUUUCGCAGAUGCUAUGCAGGAGCUAUUGUUCCAGGCCUGGAGACGAUGGAGAAGGAACCAGCGGUGGAUUGCAAAAUGAGGAGAGAGCUGGUGGUGGAGCAGAAGGGCCUGUAAUGCAUAAUCUGCCAGCAACUAUGGCAGUACCUGAGGUGUGGCCCAAUGUGCCUGUCAUUGCCAUCAACAGGAACCCUGUAUUUCCACGUUUCAUCAAGAUCAUUGAAAUUUCUGACAAAGAGCUUGUGAAUUUAAUAAGAAGAAAAGUUCGAUUAAAUCAACCCUAUGCUGGAGUUUUCAUGAAAAAAAAUGAAAGUGAUGAAAGAGAGGUUGUAGACUCCAUGAAUGAAUUGUACCCUGUGGGUACAUUUGUGCAGAUCCAUGAGCUUCAAGACAUGGGAGACAAGUUAAGGAUGAUAGUGAUGGCACACCGACGCAUCACCAUGACUACUGUCCUUCCAGACCAGCCCAUGGAAGAGGAAGAGGAGUUAGCUAAAUCGGGCAAAACUAAUGUUGAGAUGCGGCUGCCCCCGUAUAACACCCCUGUUACUAUACCUAUGGAAGACAAGACUGGUGGACAGAGUGAAGUGAAGGAGAGCCGGGUGCAAAGGAUGUUGCGGCGGAGGAGGCACACGGAACAGCCAACACAGCCAGCAGAAGAGGCACCAGAGACUGAUAAAAGCACAGAAGCACCUGAAAAAAUUGAUGCAGCCACCCAGACCCCGCCCACACCUCCUCGAGUGCUUAUGGUGCAGGUGGAGAACGUGACUCAUGACAAGUUCCAAACAACAGAGGAAGUCAAGGCAUUGACACAAGAGAUUAUCAAAACUAUCCGAGAUAUCAUUGCCUUGAAUCCUUUGUACCGGGAGAGUGUGCAACAGAUGAUCCAGCAUGGCCAGCGUGUGGUGGACAAUCCUGUUUACCUGGCUGACCUGGCAGCUUCCCUUACCUCUGCUAACUCUAAUGAACUACAGCAAGUCCUUGAAGAAACAAAGAUUCCAGCAAGGCUCAUGUUGGCUUUGUCACUGUUGAAGAAAGAAUAUGAACUAAGUAAACUUCAAGCAUCUAUUGCAAAGGAAGUGGAGGAGAAGGUGCGGUCUCAGCACAGAAAAUAUAUGCUGCAGGAACAAUUGAAGGUAAUCAAGAAAGAGUUAGGCAUUGAGAAAGAAGAUAAAGAUGCUAUCGAAGAAAAGUUUCGUGCAAGACUAAAGGAAAAGCAGGUUCCUAAGGCUGUUCAGGAUGUAAUUGAUGAAGAACUCAAUAAAUUAGGAUUCCUAGACAACCAUUCCUCAGAGUUCAACGUCACCAGAAACUACCUGGAUUGGCUGACCACUCUGCCAUGGGGUAUUACUUCACAUGAGAACCUGGACCUCAAGCAAGCAAGAGAGAUACUGGAUGAAGACCACUAUGGGAUGGAGGAUGUGAAAAAGAGAAUAUUGGAGUUCAUAGCCGUGGCACAACUCAGAGGCACAACUCAAGGAAAGAUCCUUUGUUUCCAUGGACCUCCUGGUGUAGGGAAGACCAGCAUUGCUCGCUCCAUUGCACAGGCACUCAAUAGAGAGUAUUUCAGGUUCAGUGUUGGAGGCAUGACUGAUGUGGCUGAGAUCAAGGGUCACCGCCGUACCUAUGUUGGAGCUAUGCCUGGGAAGCUGAUUCAGUGUUUGAAAAAAACCAAAACUGAAAAUCCAGUGGUGUUGAUAGAUGAAGUGGACAAGAUUGGCAAAGGUUACCAGGGUGACCCCUCAGCUGCCCUACUGGAACUGCUUGACCCUGAGCAGAAUGCAAACUUUUUGGACCAUUACUUGGACGUUAAUGUUGAUUUGUCGAAGGUGCUAUUCAUCUGUACAGCAAAUGUAUUAGAGACCAUCCCAGAGCCACUACGAGACAGAAUGGAGAUGAUUGAUGUGUCUGGUUAUGUGGCUGAAGAGAAACGGGCUAUAGCUGAGAGAUACCUCAUUCCUGCUGCACAAAAACUGACUGGUCUCAGUGAAUCCAAUUUGUGUAUCCAAGAGUCAGCAGUUGAUGAGUUAAUACGGCAUUACUGUCGUGAAUCAGGAGUACGGAACCUCCAGAAGCACAUUGAAAGAAUAAUGCGAAGAGCGGCUUACAACAUAGCUAGCGGAGAGAGUGAAAAAGUUGAUGUGGCUGUUGACAACCUAGAAAGUUUUGUUGGUAAAGCAAAGUUCAGUCAUGACCGCAUGUAUGAUGAGACCCCAGGCGUGGUGAUGGGUCUGGCAUGGACUGCAAUGGGUGGGUCAACACUCUAUAUUGAGACAACAGCACGAACACUUGAAGGUGACCGUGAAGGUAGUUUGGAGACCACUGGCCACCUUGGAGAUGUCAUGAAAGAAUCCACUCGCAUUGCUUUCACUUAUGCCAAAGAGUUUACCUCAAAACACUUUAAUAUUAACUUAUUAGAAAAGUCCAACAUUCAUCUUCAUGUGCCAGAGGGUGCAACGCCUAAAGAUGGGCCAAGUGCUGGUGUCACCAUUGUAACAGCCAUGGUGUCACUUGCUCAGGGGAAACCAGUGAGACACAACCUGGCCAUGACAGGGGAAGUCUCUCUCACUGGCAAGGUGCUGCCUGUCGGUGGUAUCAAGGAAAAGACCAUAGCGGCUAAGCGCGUUGGAGUAAACUGCAUUGUCCUUCCAGCAGAAAACAAGAAAGACUUUAGUGACUUACCAGAAUUCAUUACAAAGGGUCUUGAGGUUCAUUUUGCUGACCAUUAUGAAGAUGUUUUCAGAGUUGCCUUCCCUGAGUAAACUAAGUGUGACAGGUUGUUGUAAAUUGUUUUAAUGAUUUUCUGAGUGAAAGUUGUAAAUUGUUUUAAUGUUGUUCUGUGUGAAAAAAAUGUGUAUAUGAGAAAGACAGCUAAGUAGUUACUAGGAAAGACAUCAUCCUCAUGCCUCCUGUAGAUAUAGAUGGCAUAUUGAAAAAGUGUGUUUAUAGGUUUGAUUUUUAUGUACAUUUCGUUUGAAAAUGCAUGUUAAUAAUGAAGGGGGAGUUAGAGGAACACACAUCCUAAUCCCUUAAGUUAAACCAGAUUAGUUAUGUUUAUUUUCUCCAAUUGUAUGUAAAUAGUGUAGAAAGUCACAUUCUAACAUAACCCAACUUGAAUUAGUAUUCUAUUUGCCACCAUAAACUUGUAUUAAUUCUCAUAUAUCAAAAUAAGCAUUGAGCUUCAAUUUACCUUAUAUUUUUGUUGUGUCUUUAAAGAUAUUCACAUAGAUUUAAUUUUAUUUACCUUCAACCUUUGUAGGUAUCAAUAUAACAUCAUUUUUAAGUAUCCCUUUAGUGAUCUCACAUUGUAUGUGCUCCAAAAGAUUAUAUAUAUAUAUAUAUAUAUAUAUAUAUAUAUAUAUAUAUAUAUAUAUAUAUAUAUAUAUAUAUAUAUAUAUAUAUAUAUAUAUAUAAGGACAAAUUUACACCAAAUUGGACCAAUUUUGAAUAAUGUUAUUCAUAUAACAAUGAACUAUAAUAAUGUUUCUUUAUUAUAUAAAUAUCUGACCACAAGCUGUGCACAAAUUACUAAGUGAUGCUUGAAUAUUCACAGACUGGAUAUGGUUUGGGGAAAUGGAGAUAUUGGAAAUUUCUAUGGAUUUCCCAUACAUAGCUUCACAUUUUUUAGCAUUAUACAGUGUAAAUGUUUAAGAGGAAAUAGCUACAUAUAUUGAUAAAUUAAGCGUUUCAGUUAACUAUCAGGUUCAUCAACUUUCAAUGUACGUUCAUGGUAGUAUAUUCAUAAUGUAAUAAUGGGACAACAAAAUCUAGGAAGUGUAAUUCCAUUACAUUGUCUUACUGUUAUAAGAGGCCUCUGCAGACCAUUUUAUUUUCACAUAUGAAUUGAAAAUAUAUUUUCCUUCUGUUUU
Messenger RNA from Portunus trituberculatus (swimming crab), 4147 nucleotides. Its product is annotated as lon protease homolog, mitochondrial-like. NCBI's taxonomy places the organism in Eukaryota, Metazoa, Arthropoda, Malacostraca, Decapoda, Portunidae. Gene Ontology annotation, cellular component: mitochondrial matrix. Gene Ontology annotation, biological process: protein quality control for misfolded or incompletely synthesized proteins; protein catabolic process; chaperone-mediated protein complex assembly. Gene Ontology annotation, molecular function: serine-type endopeptidase activity; ATP binding; single-stranded DNA binding. The record is from RefSeq and is a predicted model, not a curated record.